AGAUAUGUUCGAUACAUGAAAAGACUGUACAAGAUGUCUUCGAGACAUGAGAGGAGUUUGGAAGGGAACAACCACCUGUACAACACAGUUCGACUUAUAACCCCGCGGGGUGAGUGCCUGGAGCAAAGCAAAGAGUUCUUCAUGCAACACCUCUCCUACAAUCUGGACCGUGUCAGAGUCAAGGAGCAGCUCCUGAAGUCUGUCCUGCUGUUCUCCUUCGACCAAGAGCAGGCCAUGUCCAUGACUACCCAAUGUUACCUAGAUGUGAAAGAGCAGGCUGCCCAGGAUCAGUGUCUUCUCUGCCCCAGCACCCAUCACUCAGUCAACUUCCUGUUCCACACGGACCGCAGGAGGAAGUGGGUUGAGGUGGACAUCACGGCAUUCCUCCGACCUCUCAUCCAGUCCCACAAGAAGGACAUCCAUUUGCUGAUCAACCUGACGUGUGUGGAGGGCAGAGGCAGGGAGGCUAAGGCUCGAGGAGAGGAGAGGAGCGGUAGGGGCCCCGUGGAGCUCCACCUAAGGUCUCCGUCCUUGCUCCUGUACCUCAAUGACACCAGCGAGCUGGCACACCAAAGAUGGCUGCCCACCAGGUCACAAGGUCAUCCGAGGUCAGCCAAUGAGAUGGACACCUUUGAGAGCCUGGCGGAGUUCAAACCAGAGCAAAGGAUCAGCCAGAGCAAGCGGAGAAGACUGAGGAGAGAAUCUCCAGAUCUGUUGACGAACAACGCACGAGGCAAAACGAGCCCGAAGACCAUCCUCCCGGACCUCCUCCCGAGUUCUGACUUCCCUACGAGCGACUGUGCCUUGUACGACUUCAGAGUGAGCUUCAGUGAGCUCAAACUGAGCCAUUGGAUCAUUUUCCCCCACAGGUACAACCCAAGGUACUGUAAAGGCACCUGUCCCAGGGCUGUGGGGUUCAUCUACGGCUCCCCCAGACACACCUUCUUCCAGAACAUGAUCUACCACAUACUGGACUCCUCCGUGCCACGGCCUUCCUGUGUUCCCUUGGAGUACAUCCCCCUGAGUGUUUUAACCCUUGAAGGUGACUCCAUUGCCUACAAGGAGUUCGAUGAAAUGAUCGCUACGAGGUGCACAUGUCGCUAA
Molecule: messenger RNA, 1104 nt
Organism: Oncorhynchus masou masou (cherry salmon)
Lineage: Eukaryota; Metazoa; Chordata; Actinopteri; Salmoniformes; Salmonidae
Product: growth/differentiation factor 9-like
Exons: 3
Coding region: 16-1104 (362 amino acids)
Cellular component (GO): extracellular region
Molecular function (GO): growth factor activity; cytokine activity
Source: RefSeq, a predicted model, not a curated record